CCCCAAAACCCCAAGUUAGGUGUCCGAUGUUGAAAAUAUUUAACAAACAGGGUUGAUUUUAGGGGACUGGGUGGGAAAAUGGGUGACAGAGACUGGUUUUUUGGAAGGCAGAGCAUUGAGAAAGUUGUAGAAGGGGGAAAGGAUAAUAGUAUGGGAAAAUGAAGAUAUUUGGUUGAAUUUAAAAGAAAAGCAUUCAUAUGUUUUCAUUAUCAAAAAAUGAUAAAAAUAUGAAUUUCAUUUACUCAUUAA
This is a messenger RNA of Moneuplotes crassus, 249 nucleotides long. The record is from the annotation of a GenBank genome assembly. Lineage: Eukaryota; Ciliophora; Spirotrichea; Euplotida; Euplotidae.